AGAUGCAUUUUGGAAACCUACAAUAUUUGGAAGUGACUGAAUGCAUACAAAAUCGGUAUUUCUCCCCAUUAAGUAUAAAUGAAGACAGCUUACAAGCGGCGUUUAUGUUGUCUCUCUCUUAUUCUGCCUCAGUCCAAGUGCGAGAGAGUUAGUGUAAAGGAUAAGCUGAAAAAUCAUGGCCUCUCUAUGUUCCUUCACCGCUUCUUCUUUCUCUUCUCAAUGCGACAACGUUUCCCUUUCUCACCCUCUCAAACCAUCGUUGCCUCUCACCAACUCCUUCACACUUCCAAGGAACAUGAAGAAGAAGAAGAGCGGUGCGAGAACGAGGCCUCUGUUUUGCGCAUUCAAAAACGCCGCGUUGCAGUACAGGAACAUCGGCGACUCCGACCUCAACAUAAGCGAAAUCACUCUUGGUACUAUGACCUUUGGGGAGCAAAACACGGAGAAAGAAGCUCACGACAUUCUUCAUUACGCUUUUGACCGUGGCAUCAACGCUCUCGAUACUUCUGAGGCCGUACGCUACAUAGGUGUUUCAAAUGAGACUUCAUAUGGAGUGAUGGAGUUUGUCCAUGCAGCUAAAGUUGGAGGCCUUCCAAAGAUUGUCAGUAUCCAAAACAGCUACAGCUUGCUUGUUAGAUGUCGUUUUGAAGUUGAUCUUGUGGAAGUUUGCCAUCCAAAGAAUUGCAAUAUUGGCUUACUAUCCUAUUCCCCACUUGGAGGUGGAAUACUCACAGGAAAAUAUAUAGACAUAAAUUCUGAAGCUGCAAAAAGAGGAAGGCUGAACCUCUUCCCUGGCUACAUGGAAAGAUAUAAAAAUUUGGCUUCACGGGAAGCUACUAUUAAGUAUCUUGAGUUGGCCAAGAAUCAUGGUCUAACUCCUGUUCAGCUUGCACUUGGAUUUGCGAGAGAUCAUCCAUUCAUGACAAGUACAAUUAUUGGUGCAACCUCUGUGGACCAGCUAAAAGAGGACAUUGAUGCUUUUACAUCAACUGAGAGACCUUUACCGGCAGAAGUCAUGACAGAUAUUGAAACUGUCUUCAAGAGAUACAAAGAUCCUGCCAUUUUUUAAUGAUUAAAAAUAGAGAGUGAAUAAAAUAAUUGAAUUUUAAUAUAUACAUUAAAACUAGGAUUUACAGUAACUGUCUGCAUUCCUUACCUGAAUUACAGAAAUGUUAUUAGGAUUUACAUUUUUGUUAAUUAAGUCUCUAGUAUUAACUGGUAGUCAUUUUUAUGGUUUAGAUGACAUUCUUACCUUUAUUUCA
Molecule: messenger RNA, 1262 nt
Organism: Cajanus cajan (pigeon pea)
Lineage: Eukaryota; Viridiplantae; Streptophyta; Magnoliopsida; Fabales; Fabaceae
Source: RefSeq, a predicted model, not a curated record